Oryzias melastigma (Indian medaka) is the source of this 5868-nucleotide messenger RNA. It is a transcript of the gene sgsm1b, whose product is annotated as small G protein signaling modulator 1b. The record is from RefSeq and is a predicted model, not a curated record. Gene Ontology annotation, biological process: activation of GTPase activity. Gene Ontology annotation, molecular function: GTPase activator activity. The coding region runs from base 176 to 3919 and encodes 1247 amino acids. NCBI's taxonomy places the organism in Eukaryota, Metazoa, Chordata, Actinopteri, Beloniformes, Adrianichthyidae. The transcript is spliced from 25 exons.
AAGGGGUGGUGGUUCACUUGGAGGUAUCAGAUAGGUUUAAUAUAGUCGUUUAGAGCACAUCACCCAUCCUGGAGCUGGUCUGCUUUAAAAGAAAACCUCUCCAGACCUUCAUUUUUUUCCACCUUCUUCUUGUUGAAAGCUGUUCGUGUGUCAGCACGACACCGAGUCGGGAGCGAUGGGAGAAGCAGAGACGCGCCAGAAACUGCUCCGCAAUGUGAAGAAGGAGGUGAAACAAAUCAUGGAGGAAGCUGUAACCAGAAAAUUUGUGCAUGCAGACAGCAGCCACGUUAUAUCCUUCUGUGCCGUAGUAGAGGCAUGUGUCCUCCAUGGACUCAAACGUCGAAUUGCAGGCCUGCUGUGCACAAAUAAGGUUGCUGCCCUCUUUAUGAAGGUGUCAAAGAGCUUUUCUCCCGCCGAGGAACUCUGCCGCAAGGUCCAGGAGCUGGAGCAGAUUAUCGAAAAUAGCAAACAGAACAAUUCCUCUCUCAAUAAUGACCGCAGUCGGCAAUCAAAGUUGCCCAACCUCCCUCCCCAAGCGCUUAAAAAUCUGUGGAUUAGAACAGCUCUGAUGGAAAAGCUCCUGGACAAAAUUGUCCUGUAUCUGGUGGAAAACAGCAGUACAUUCUAUGAUAAAGAAGCCAUGUUGAUGGACCCUGUUGAUGGACCAAUCCUUGCAUCUCUUUUGGUUGGCCCCUGUGCUUUAGAGUACACCAAAGUUAAGACGUCAGAUCAUUUCUGGACCGAUCCAUCAGCGGACGAGCUCGUACAGCGCCAUCGAAUCCACAGUGGCCACUGUCGGCAGGAAUCUCCCUCUAGAAGGCCUGCCCUUAUCCAGAAGAGACAGUCCAGUGGCAGCAUGGAUGAUCGUCCUCUCAUGUGGGUGAAAGAGUAUGUCGAGUCACUUCAUCAGAACUCAAGAGCUACUCUCCUGUUUGGAAAGAACAACGUCCUGGUGCAGCCAAGGGAUGACAUGGAGGCCAUUCCUGGCUACCUCUCACUCCACCAGACUGCAGAUCUCAUGACACUGAAGUGGACUCCCAAUCAGCUGAUGAAUGGCAAUGUUGGAGAGCUAGAUUCUGAGAGAAGUGUUUACUGGGAUUAUGCAAUGACCAUUCGUUUGGAGGAGAUAGUCUAUCUUCACUGUCAUCAGCAAAUAAAUAGUGGUGGGACUGUGGUUUUGGUGAGCCAGGAUGGGAUCCAGAGACCUCCUUUGCACUUCCCCAAAGGAGGUCACCUGCUUCAGUUUCUCACCUGCCUGGAAACCGGCCUGCUACCUCAUGGGCAGCUGGACCCGCCGCUCUGGAAUCAGAGGGGAAAGGGAAAGGUUUUUCCCAAACUGCGAAAGAGGAGCCCACAUAGUUCAUGUGAUUCCGUAUCGGAUAAGGAAGAUGAUGAAGCAACUGAUUAUGUGUUUCGGAUCCUUUUUCCUGGCAAUCAGAUAGAACUCAUGGCCCUGGAGCUAAUGGAUCAGAGUGUUAAUAUGUGGCAGCCAACACCUAGGAAGUCCUCCUGCUCCUCCUGCUCACAGAAUGGCUCUUCUGAUGGUUCUCUGCCUAAUGGCUGCAAUCAGGAGAGGGCUCCAUUGAAGCUCCUUUGUGACACAAUGAAAUACCAGAUCAUUUCUCGUGCAUUUUAUGGAUGGCUGGCGUACUGUCGUCAUCUGUCCACAGUCCGAACCCACCUCUCAGCUUUGGUCAACACCACAAUAGUUGACCCUGAUGUUCCCUGUGUUGCUCGAGGAGGCCUGUCUGUGGAGGUCUGGGGAAAUUUCCUCAAGGACAGCUCUACCUACGAAGAAAAAGAGAUCCACAGACUGGUGUAUUUCGGUGGAGUAGCCCCAUCCCUGCGCAAAGAGGUCUGGCCCUUUCUUUUGGGACAUUACCAGUUCACCAUGACAGAGAAAUGCAGACUGGAGAUGGACAAGCAGAUGCAGACGCUGUACGAGCAGACUAUGAAGGAGUGGCAGGGCUGUGAGGUCAUCGUACGUCAGAGGGAAAGAGAAAAGCACGCUGAAGCGCUUGCUCGAUGUUCGUCUGGUACCAGCGUGGAAAGAGGACCCAUACAGCGAGACUCAACCAUCAGCACAGAUUCGUCACUAAGUAGCAGCUCAGACCCACACCAUGGCAACUCACAGAGUGAAUCCAGCUGCAGCGAACAGGUAUUUGUCUCGGCUGAGGUGGAGCCAAAGGUUGAAGAGGCAGAGAAGCAGCUCAGCAGCCCUGUGAAAACCACAGAUGGUCAGCAACUCCCCCUCUGCGAUCCUUCUCCCUCAGCUGUGUCAGACUGUCCUCAAAAUACAGACAACAACCCUCCUGCGACUGAAUGCCACACAGAACCAGAACCCGCUCAGCAGAACGCUGACAAAGCUGAAGAAAACAGCCAGAUUACAAAAUGUGAAUCGGGAAGGGAAGAUGGGAACACUUCAGCUAUUGAGAAUGAAACCGUAGAUACAAAAUUAGAAAGUGUGAAGGCUGAACACGAGAAGUCCGCAGAGACGUCUCCAUCUGAGGGCAAAGAGACAACUCAUGGAGAUGUCAAAUCAGAAAACACAAAAGUAAAUUUGAAAUCUGCUCCAGAGAAGACAAACGUUUUGAAGCUAGAAAAGGAAAUACAUAAUGAAUAUUUCCAAGCACCUCCACUCGGGCAGACCCUGAGCCUCCAGGUACACAAGAACAGAGAUCUGGAAGGGAAGACAUACUGUCCACAUGUUGUCAGAGAUAGUGCUAGUUCCCAGAAUGAAAAAAAGACAGACAUUUCAGAAGAGAACGAGACCACAGAAGCAACUGUUUGUGAAACCAGAAAAGCUGCAGAGAAUCCGCCUGGUUCAAAUUCUCCGGUCAGACAAGUUCUGAACGCUCUCCAGUCGGCCUCAAGGGGAAGCCUCACGCUAUCCUCCCAAACUCGGCAGUCUCCGGACACGGCUGAUUCCGAUGACUCUCCCUCCGCUUUGGAGAUGGAGGACAUUCCUGUGGGAAUCACAUGUGUGACCUCACAGGAAAUUCACACUCGGCCUUUGGUCGGCCUCGCUGCUCCGCCCGUCACCCCGGCACAAAGAGAGAAAAUAGCAGCCGAGGCCCUGGUGCUGGCCCACCAUCCGGACGCCGCCGGUAACACCAGUCCCGAGAGCACCGACCUCGGCCUUUCCGAAGAAGAGCCGGAGAUGGAUAAUGUGCUGGUGGAACCGGAGUCUACAGAGUCUGGAAGUGUCAUCAAAUAUGAGGAAUCCUCAGGGCAGCAGACGUACUCUCAACAAACACAGGACAUGUACUUGAUCAACUUGCAUCGCAUCGAUAAAGAUGUCAGACGCUGUGACAGAACAUACUGGUACUUCACUCCGGAGAAUCUGGACAAGCUGCGCAACAUCAUGUGCAGCUACGUGUGGCGACAUCUGGAUACUGGUUACGUGCAGGGCAUGUGUGACCUGCUGGCGCCACUUCUGGUCAUUCUGGAUGACGAGGUGAUGGCAUUUAGCUGCUUCACUGAACUGAUGAAAAGGAUGAACCAGAAUUUUCCCCAUGGGGGUGCAAUGGACUCGCAUUUUGCCAACAUGCGUUCCCUCAUACAGAUCCUGGACUCUGAGCUGUUCGAGCUGAUGCAGCAGAAUGGAGACUACACCCACUUCUAUUUCUGCUAUCGCUGGUUUCUUCUCGACUUCAAAAGAGAAAUGGUUUAUGACGACGUGUUCUCCGUAUGGGAAACCAUCUGGGCAGCCAAGCACACCUCCUCUGAACACUUUGUGCUCUUCAUUGCUCUGGCACUGGUGGAGAUGUACAGAGACAUCAUCCUGGGAAACAACAUGGAUUUUACAGACAUUAUUAAGUUCUUCAAUGAAAUGGCGGAGCGACACGACGUUCCACAGGUCCUGAUGAUGGCCCGAGACCUGGUCCACAAAGUGCAGACCCUCAUUGAGAACAAGUAACACGGGACUCCGCCACCAGGGUCGAUUUAUCUGACAUGAUAGUCAUAUACAGUAUAUCUCUAUAAGAAAAUAGUGUUUGAAAACUGGUGCACAUUUACAGUAAAGCUGCUCAUUAUUCUUAAAAACAUGAUAAAAGAGGUUCUGUUUGCUCCUGCUUUGCAGUAAGGAGAUGCAAGUAUUGCCAGUAAAUAUGAUUUUUGAAGUGUUAAUGUUCACCCAGUGAAUGUAACCCGUAUUGAAACAGCUUCAGGAUGUUCUUUUUUUGCCUUAAAAUUCAGCUGUUGUUUCAGGGAUGCAGCAACCAAAUUUUUCCACUCUGUUUAUACACCUCUACCAUUUGUUUGUCACGUAGUUGAAUAUGUUUUCAAAAGGAUCAUUGAUCUGUAAUUGUAGCUUCCAUAGUUUGACAUCUUGUCUUUUUGAUAUUGUUUAAUAUAUUUGGCCUGUCAGUCGACCACUCACUGAUCAGUAUUUCAAUCGGUUUUGUCACAAUUUCAGGAGGACUAUAUUUUACGGACUCCCUUUGUGAUUUCUGAUCUUGCAGCACAUACUUAUUCUAGACGCCAUCAUUUCCUCAAAUGCGUGUUUUAUACGGAGUCUUCUGUGUUUGAACUGCUCUGUACAUUGCUGUUUUUUCCAGUUUUCUCUGGAAUCAGCUUGUUGAAACUGUAUUUGCAGACAGCCAUGUCCCACCUCCUCCUCCUUAUAGUGUCAGCCUUCCACUAUUUCCCAUAAAAUAUGAACACGUGCAGAGCUAAAAUGAGCAGUGCAGCAUCGUCAGCUGUUGUGCUGUAGUCAUUUUUGCAGAAAGGGUUCUCCUCCUCACCCUUGUUUGGAAGUAGACUUCCAUUUUUCUUUUCGCAUGAAAGAACAGUGAAAUAUGGUGCCUUAAAGGGGCGGAGCUAGGACAUUUAUAUAUGAAGGGCAGGAGGACUUAGAAAGGAUGGCAAAUGAAGGCAGCAGAUUGGAACGCCAUCACAAAUGAUAAGAUCAAAAAUACAGAUUUCAAACUUUUUAAUCAUUGUUGAGGUAUUGUUAAUUACUUUUCCUCAUUUUCCAGAUUUUGACUUGGGCCAGGGUGUUGACAACCCCGAUCAGCACAUUACAUGGGCGUAGUAAAUAAUUUGAUGGGCUCUAGAAUUUGUUUACAAAUAUUGCUUUUGUUUUUUUUUCCCCCCCAAAUAAUAAUAAAAAUAUAGAACAAAAAAUUUGCAGGCGAAUCGUUUUGCUGCAAGGGUAGCUCCGCCCCUGGGUACCUCGUAGUUUCUUUUAAAAUUACCUUAGCUUACGGUCAGUGGGAAAUACUGCAAGCUGUCACAAAUCUAAGAUUCUGCUGCCAGGAAACAAAAAUGUUUUAAUAAUUAGUAGAUGGUCAGAAGUUAAGAUGCAACCAUGGUGUUACUUUGCUUGCAGGUUUUUGAAAUGCAGUGAAUUUUAUUCCCAUAAUCCUGCAAUUUAAUCCAUUUUUUUAAAAAACUCAGUAUUUUAUGCAUUUAUACUUUCUCUGAUUUGGUAUCUCAAACGAUAUGUAUAUGGGAGACAUGAAUAUCUUAAAAUCUGUGCAAAAUAAUGUAAGAAAUGUUCAACAUGGCUGAGCAGUCAGGUAAUUUGGUGCCACCUGCUGGUUUCAACACAUCCAUAAACACUCCUGUUAGUGGCUUCAGUUCCAAAGUGUUUCAGUGUCACCGCUAAUGUAUCCAUGUACGACCUAAACAUGCCUGAGUAUUGCUAUCUGUGUAUUGCUGUUGUCAAAAGGUGUAAAAAUAUUGAAAUGAUUAUUGUAUAAAAGCUAAAAAAUUACAUAUUUAAAAAAAAAAUGCAAUACAAUGUAUAUGGAGCCUCGUCUGAACAUAACGAAAACACAAGUAAAUCACUGGAAAUUUAUUUUUUUCUGUCUUCUAAAAUGGUUAAGUAUAAUUAUUGUGUAUUAAAAUAUAUUUUGGACAUCA